Molecule: messenger RNA, 1644 nt
Organism: Trichoplax adhaerens
Lineage: Eukaryota; Metazoa; Placozoa; Uniplacotomia; Trichoplacea; Trichoplacidae
Exons: 16
Coding region: 1-1644 (547 amino acids)
Biological process (GO): lysyl-tRNA aminoacylation
Cellular component (GO): cytoplasm; mitochondrion; aminoacyl-tRNA synthetase multienzyme complex
Molecular function (GO): tRNA binding; lysine-tRNA ligase activity; ATP binding
Source: RefSeq, a predicted model, not a curated record
AUGAAAGCUGAAAAGAAACAGAAAGAGAAAGAAGCUAAAGCAGCCAGCAAGCAACCUGAAAGCAAACCAAAGGAUGCCAAACAGACGAGCGCCGAAGCUGAUGAAGAAAAUCUUGAUCCUAAUCAAUACUUCAAGAUAAGAAGUCAAGCUGUUGCCAAGCUAAAAAAUUCGGAUAAUCAUCCCUAUCCGCACAAGUUUCAUGUCUCAAUAUCUUUGCCACGCUUCAUUGAGAAAUACAAUCUUCUACAACCUGGCGAUCGAUCGGAAGACGUUGUCAGUAUUGCAGGUAGAAUUUACGCCAAGAGGGCGUCCGGCCAGAAACUGAUUUUUUACGAUUUAAGAGCAGAUAGUGUUAAAGUUCAGGUUAUGGCUGAUGCUAGACAGUGCCAGCAGGACUUCUUAGAAGUUAAUGGAAAUAUCAGGCGAGGUGACAUUGUUGGCUUCAAGGGCAAUCCAGGUAAAACUAAGAAAGGUGAACUUAGUAUCAUACCUACUGAAACAACACUGUUGUCUCCAUGCCUACACAUGAUGCCUCACUUACACUUUGGUGUUAAGGACAAGGAAACACGAUUUAGACAACGUUACUUGGACCUUAUGAUUAAUUCGGUUAGCUGUUCUAAGUUCGUUACUCGCGCUAAGAUAAUCGAAUACAUACGACGAUAUUUUAUGAAUCUGGGAUUUUUGGAGGUAGAAACCCCGAUGAUGAACGCUAUUGCUGGUGGUGCUACAGCUAAGCCAUUCAUCACUCACCACAAUGAUUUAAAUAUGGAUUUAUUCUUGAGGAUAGCUCCAGAGCUUUAUCUAAAGGAACUAGUCGUUGGAGGUUUGCAUCGUGUGUUUGAAAUUGGAAAAAACUUUCGAAAUGAAGGAAUCGAUUUAACGCACAAUCCCGAGUAUACUUCGUGCGAAUUUUACAUGGCAUUUGCAGAUUACACCGAUUUAAUGUCUAUAACGGAACAACUAUUGCACGGUAUGGUCAAAUCAGUUAGAGGAAGUCACCAAAUUGAGUACCACCCAGAUGGACCUGAAGGGGAGACGUGGACGGUAGAUUUUACUCCUCCUUUCCGGAGAGUAAACAUGAUAGAGGAAUUAGAGAAUGUUUUAAAGGUUAAAUUUCCUGCGGCAACCGAAUUGCAUACAGAAGAGACUAGACAGUUCCUUUCCGAUCUAUGCGAUAAGCAAGGAGUUGAGUGUAAUCCUCCGCGAACUACGGCUAGGCUUCUUGAUAAGCUUGUUGGUGAAUAUAUUGAAUCCCAAUGUAUAAAUCCAACGUAUAUAGUUGGUCAUCCGGAAAUUAUGAGCCCUUUAUCUAAAUGGCACCGCUCAUGUCCAGGACUAACUGAACGUUUUGAGUUGUUUAUGUGUAAAAAGGAAAUUGUUAACGCCUACACGGAGUUAAAUGAUCCUAUAGUCCAAAGGGAAAGAUUUAUGAUGCAAGCUAAGGAUAAAGCUGCCGGUGAUGAUGAAGCUCAGCUCGUUGAUGAAAAUUUUUGCACUGCGUUGGAAUACGGAUUGCCACCUACUGCAGGAUGGGGAAUGGGAAUUGAUCGCGUAGUAAUGUUUUUGACCGAUUCUAACAACAUUAAGCUCCACCAGAUAAAACUGUUACCUUUACAGCUACACAUACGAUCUCGGCGUCUGUAA